UUAAUCGUCUUGUUUUGAAGCACAAAGCUGUUUCACAAUUUGUUUUAAAAAUGUUUGUGAAAGUAUUUCUCGUUGCGUGUUUCGUCUCUGCGUCGGUUCAUGCGACCCCAGUUCUUAAAAAAGUCGAUCAAACUUCAUCGAAACCGCCUUCAGUGAAGAACAUCUGCGGAGGAAUCGAUGUGAUUGAAUUGGACUCCGACACUGCCCACGGGUUCAUCAGUAGCCCUGGGUACCCAGGAACAUACCCGGCUUCCAUCAUUGACCCCGAAGACUGUGGUUCCCAAGUGACAGUCGCAAAUAAUACCAUCGAUUCGGUUCUCCUCGGAUUCCUUCAAUUAAGACUUAGACCCGGGGAUUACUUGAGUAUCAAGCAAACGUUUUAUAAUCCGCCUUCGGAACGCACGGAGCAGUGAGUACUUUUUAAAGUAUUUUU
Notodromas monacha is the source of this 433-nucleotide messenger RNA. The record is from the annotation of a GenBank genome assembly. NCBI's taxonomy places the organism in Eukaryota, Metazoa, Arthropoda, Ostracoda, Podocopida, Cyprididae.